AUAAAUACGAUCUCGCGGAUAAACCACAAAAACUUCAUCAAUCUUUUGGGUUACUGCAAAGAGGAAGAUCCUUUCAUGAGGAUGAUGGUGUUCGAGUAUGCACCAAAUGGGACACUUUUCGAGCAUCUUCAUGUGCCAGACUUUGAGCAUCUUCAAUGGAGUGUUAGAAUGAGGAUUAUUAUGGGAAUUGCAUAUUGCCUCCAAUAUAUGCAUAAUCUGAACCCCCCAGUAAUACACCCUAUUCUACACUCCAGCUCUAUUUUCAUAACUGAAGACUAUGCAGCAAAGAUAGCAGAUAUAGGCAUCUUCAGUGAGCCAAUUGGAAGAGGAAAAUUUUACAAAGGAGAUGGAAGAGACAACACUGAUCAUUUUACUACUUGCGAGAGUAAUGUUUACAGCUUUGGGAUUCUACUGCUAGAGAUUAUUUCUGGAAGAAUGCCAAUCUCUGAGGAAGAUGGUCUACCUAUUUUAAAUUGGGUUA
Messenger RNA from Phalaenopsis equestris, 481 nucleotides. RefSeq names its product protein MALE DISCOVERER 1-like. Gene Ontology annotation, biological process: protein phosphorylation. The annotation marks the transcript as partial. Gene Ontology annotation, molecular function: ATP binding; protein kinase activity. The transcript is spliced from 3 exons. NCBI's taxonomy places the organism in Eukaryota, Viridiplantae, Streptophyta, Magnoliopsida, Asparagales, Orchidaceae. The record is from RefSeq and is a predicted model, not a curated record.